AGAUUAUUUUGAUCAUUGUGGCUUAUGCUGUUGUUGUUACUAUCAUCGUUGAAAUCCCGAAUUUAAACAAGAAUUCCUGCUCGCGCCAUAUUUUUUUUUUAUCACUGUUGUUUCUUCAAGACACUAUGGACUAUACGACAGAAAAAAAGCUGAGACCGCUUUAUGAGGCUCUUGAUGAAGGUCAAAAUAAAAUUGCUCUUCAACAUUGUGCAAAAUUAUUGAAGAAGAAUCCCGACUGGCCUUUAGUCAAGGCUUUAAAAGCACUUGCACUUGUUAGAACUGGAAAAGAAGAAGAAUCCUUUGAAUUAUGUGGGCAAGUCAAAAAGGCCAUUCCUACUGAUGAGCCUACACUUUUAGCUGUCACUAUGGCUUUAAAAGAACUCGGAAAGCAUUCUGUCAUCGUUGAAUUAUAUGAAAAUGCAUCCAAUCAACAACCAAAAAAUGAAGAAUUUGCUAAUCACUGGUUCAUGGCUAUGGUACGUAAUAACGAUUUUAAGGGACAGCAAGCUGCUGCUGUUAAGCUUCAUCGUCUCUUUAAACAAAACAAAUAUUUGUUUUGGGCUAUUAUGUCCUUAGCUCUACAGGGCACACCACUUGCUUAUGUCCUUGCGGAACGCAUGAUGGGUAAAGCACUUGAAGAAAAUCGACUUCAAGAAGUUGAACAUAUGCGUCUCUAUCUCUUGAUUCUCAUGGAUCAACAAAAAAAUGAACAGGCUCUUCAACUUUUAUUAGCUAAUGAUGAACUUGCACAAAAGUCAUUACGUGAUCCUGAAAUACGACAAAUUAAAUCUGAACUCUUACGUGCUAAUCAACGAUGGCAAGAAACGUUAGAGAUGAGUCAAGCAAUAUUAGAUGGCGAAAAUGCAGAUGAUUGGUUUCACUGGUUGGCAUAUUUUGACGCUAUAGAUGCUUUAAAUGAUACAGAGAUGAUAAAUAAGGCGAUGGCGUUGGUUGAGCGUUUGCAACAAGCGGCCUUAAAAGCUAAAGUCUUGAAACGUGGCCCAUUUUUAGCUGAACUUGAAUUAGAUCACCGACUAUGGAAGACUGGAAAGAGAGAAGAGGAUGUUAUCUUGGAGCAUACUGCAAAAUACUUUGAACGCUUUGGAUCAAAGAAUUGUGCAUUUGAGGACCUUCAUAGUUAUAUUGGAUUUUUGAAAGGAGAAAAAGCCAAAGCAUGGAUCGAUCGCCUUAAAGAGACUAUUCAACCUGCAAAAGACAAAGCAGCAAAUAUAAAAAAUGUACACAAGCAGGUCAACAUCAGAAAAUUGGAACGUUUCCUUGGCCUUCACUCAGCUGUUGACGUUAAGGAAGCACUUGAGAUUGUUAACACAUUAUGGUGUGAAUAUCAAAAUGCUUUACCUUUAGGAGAAGGUUUGGAAAAGACAGAGAUGCAAUAUGGUGAUGAGUUUGCUAUAUUGGCAAGUCAUCUUCUUGUAGAUUUAUAUCAUCAAUACAAAGAGUCUUCAUAUUUGAUACAAGCUAUUUCACUCUUGGAAUUGGCAUUGACUAAAAGUAUUUAUAACUUUCAAAUCAAGUUGAUUUUGGUCCGCAUGUAUACCUUACUUGGUGUUUAUCAGCGACCUUUCGAAAUUUACAGGACUAUGGAAAUCAAGCAAAUUCAGUUUGAUACAAUGAUUCAUUACUUUACAGAUAGAUUUGCUUGUCUUGGUUGCUUCGACCAACUUGAAGAUAUGUUACAUGAAUCCUUAUUGAUUUAUAAGAGUAAUGAAGUUGAGACACCUGAAAUGUUAGUUAAAGCAUAUCAAUAUGGAACAUUCUCUAAGAUACAAGAAUUUAUUGAAUUCCGUCGUCGUCUCGACACUUCACUUCAACAUGCUAUAACUCAAAUCGAACUUAUACGUCUAAACUAUAUCCAUUCCUCCUUCCAAACUAAAUAUGCUGUCCAAUUCUUCCAAGAACAAGAUGUUAGUCAACUUACUUGCGAUAGUUCAGUAACAUAUUCUGAUAAUCGUGACUUCCGAGUCUUCCUCAAUUAUAAUGGUCAGGAAAAACCAAAUAUAGAAGAAUACUGCAAACCUCUUAAUAUGAGUACUUCUCAGGAAUGGGUCCAAGUUAUGUCAUAUAUUCUUCAUAUCAUGAGUGUUAUUUGUGAAACCAAAGAUUCAGCUAGAGACUUGUCCCAUCUAUCAAAGGGAUUGAAGGACUUAUUGGAAUGUGAAAAUGUUAAAAAACAAAUCACCCAUAAUGAAUUUUGGCUUGCUUGCUAUGUAUCUGAAUUAACUCAAGCAUUAGUAUUAUUGAAGAAGUCAGAGGAUGGUAGCAGCCAACUUAAAAAUGCAACUACUAUCUUGGAAGAUCAAUUGAGUAAAGUGGAUGCAUUUUCUGAAAAAACCCUUUCAUGGAACACGUUCCAUCAACUAUCAACAUCAUUAGAAGCAUUUAAUUAUGGUACUGUGUUGAUUGAAAUAAUAAACCGUACCUUAGGAUUGAACAGUAAGGAAGCCAGAAGAAAAGCCGCAGAAAAAGCAGGAUCUGAUCCAUUUAUGGCAAGUUUUGUUCAGCUUCAAGAAGCAUCUAAGAAAUCGUUAAGAGAAAUUCAAACAAUAGCCAGAAAUGGUAAAGAAUUAUUCAGAGCACAAUUACAAAGAAAAUUAUGUAAAGAGGUUUUGGAAUCAGAGAAUGUUGUAUCUUAUUUGAAGGAAAAUCAAAAUUUAAUUCAAGAACAUGUCAAGAUAAUGAUUCAAAGUUGGAGUUUAAGCUGUACACAAUUUUCAGAAGAAAUUGAUAGACGUGUACAAAAGUUGUAAUAGAAAUAGCUUAAUUUAAUUAUAAAAAGAAAAUUAGAAUGGUAUCAUAUGUAACUGAAAAAAAAUUACAUAUUCAUUAUUUUUUGUAGCAUGAUAAUAUAUACGUGAAUUUAUACAUAUAAGAUAUAUCUGUUUUGAUUAUUUUUUUUUUUUUUUUU
Messenger RNA from Cokeromyces recurvatus, 2926 nucleotides. RefSeq names its product N-acetyltransferase B complex non catalytic subunit-domain-containing protein. Gene Ontology annotation, cellular component: cytoplasm; NatB complex. The coding region runs from base 126 to 2768 and encodes 880 amino acids. Gene Ontology annotation, biological process: N-terminal peptidyl-methionine acetylation. The record is from RefSeq and is a predicted model, not a curated record. Lineage: Eukaryota; Fungi; Mucoromycota; Mucoromycetes; Mucorales; Mucoraceae. Gene Ontology annotation, molecular function: protein-N-terminal amino-acid acetyltransferase activity; protein binding. The transcript is spliced from 11 exons.